AGAGAAGAGAUGGACUUGGACUUGUACGGUUGACAACUUGACAUUUCAGUACCACACUACCACUUCCUUAAUUACUAAUUAGCUUCCUCGCUCCCACAUCUUAUCUCUCUUCUUAUUCACAUUCAUUCACACACACACACACACACACACACACACACAUAUAUAUAUAUAUAUAUAUAUAUAUUACACACACACUGCUCUCUCUCUCUCUCUCUCUCUCUCUCUCUCUCUCUCUCACAUGCCUCUGCAAAUGUCAUUCCGAAACCAAUUCCCAAAACUGGUAGCGGUUUGCCGGCGGAGAUAGAUGGGAAAAGCAGCGAAGUGGCUUCGCGGCCUCCUCGGUCUCAAGAAGACGGAGUCUCCAUCACAGGCGCCGGGGAGGGUUCGGUCGGAGUCGAAGCCUCCGAAGAGGCGGUGGAGCUUCGUCAAAUCAUACCGAGAAAAGGACCGCAUCAACGGCGGCGAGAGGAGAGGACCGUGCGGGGAGCCGCACUGUGCGCCGUACGCGGACGGCGUGGAUCCGAACAAGCGCGCAGUCGCAGUGGCAGCUGCAACCGCGGCGGUUGCGGAGGCUGCGGUGGCGGCGGCGCAGGCGGCCGCGGUGGUGGUGAGGCUGACCAGCAGCGGGAGGACUGCUACCGGCCCGGCGUACGUUGGCGCCGGCUGCGUGUCCCGCGAUGAGUGGGCGGCAGUUAAGAUACAGGCGGCUUUUCGAGCCUAUCUGGCAAGGAGGGCACUGAGAGCAUUGAGAGCAUUGGUGAAGCUUCAGGCACUCGUGAGGGGCCAUAUAAUUAGGAAGCAGACUGCAGAUAUGUUGCGACGCAUGCAGGCAUUGCUACGGGCGCAGGCACGAGCUCGGGCAGGACGUGCCCAUGUUUCUGAAUCCCCAGUCUCAAGCAGCAAGUCUUCUCAAUUUCAGUACCCUGGCCCUGCAACCCCCGAAAAAUUUGAACAGGCUGUUCGAGCAAAGACUACAAAUCACGAUCAGUCACCUCUGCUCAAGAGAACUGGAUCAAAAGAGAGAAUGCAUUUUGUUUCAAAAAUGGAAGAACGAUUGUGGGAUCAGCGUGGGAGUUCAAUGAGAACUGGCCCAGUAGAUGACGACAAGACUGACAAAAUACUGGAAAUAGACACUGGAAAGCCUUCUCUGUUUGCCUCUACGCGUAGAAACCUCUCUCAGUUUUCUCAUCAUGUUUCUUCAUAUCAGAAUGACCACAGUUAUACGACUUCAAAAGACUCGACAACCCAUCAGACUGCUCCAAGUCAAUCCUCUUGCGAGGUUCAAUCUUCGAGUCCAUUGAAAGUACUUUCUUGUGAUGCCAAAGAAGGCUCUUUCUGCUCUGCUGAGAACAGCCCGCAAUUCUUCUCUGCAUCAUCUAAGGCCGGUAGCUCCCGAAGAGGUCCAUUCACCCCCACUAAGAGUGAUGGCUCAAGAAGCUACCUGAGUGGUUUCUCGGAUCACCCAAACUAUAUGGCUUGCACUGAGUCAUCGCGGGCUAAAGUGAGGUCUCUGAGUGCCCCAAAACAAAGGCCCCAAUACGAGAGAUCGAAUUCCGCAAAGAGGAACUCUGUUCAUGGGUUUGGUGAUUCUAGAGCAAGUGGACAGAGGGUUUCUGUGUUGCACUCCAACUUCACCAACAAAGCAUAUCCAGGCUCUGGUCGUUUGGAUAGGCUGGGAAUGCCUCUGAGAAUUGGCGAUGCCCUGGAUUAUAAUGGUGGCUUUUGCGGCAGAUACUGAUGCAAGACUGUUGUUCUAAAUGGGAUUUGGUUUUCUGAGCCCAAAAUCUAAUCUAGCUUUGCUAACUCUUUAUGUAAUUAGUGUAGUAGCACUUCUUUUGUCUUCUGUGUUAUGUGGAAGUGUCUGAGAACCACAUUGAUGAUGAUUAAUUAACCUCAUGUACCUUGCUGGAGUUCGCUUACUCUUUUAAUUAAAUGGGUAAUGGGAUUGAAGAUCA
Malania oleifera is the source of this 1955-nucleotide messenger RNA. RefSeq names its product protein IQ-DOMAIN 22-like. The transcript has 4 exons. Bases 305 to 1738 code for a protein of 477 amino acids. Gene Ontology annotation, molecular function: protein binding. Lineage: Eukaryota; Viridiplantae; Streptophyta; Magnoliopsida; Santalales; Ximeniaceae. The record is from RefSeq and is a predicted model, not a curated record.